Messenger RNA from Mus caroli (Ryukyu mouse), 2695 nucleotides. The record is from RefSeq and is a predicted model, not a curated record. NCBI's taxonomy places the organism in Eukaryota, Metazoa, Chordata, Mammalia, Rodentia, Muridae.
UCUCUCGGGAGGAUGAGACAGCCAGGGGGCUGUGGCGGAGCUGUGGUUGCUGGGUGACAGUGGGGAGCAGGGACAGAGUGAGUGUCCGCUGGCCCGUGGCGACGUCCGGGGUGACCUUCGAGCUCCGGACGGGCGCAGCGCGAGCGCCCUGACGGGCCGGGCAAGGGCCGGGCAAGGGCGACGGGCGGCCAGCCUGUGGGAAGGCCCUGUCCAGGUGCAUAAUGGCAGAAACUGUAUCUCCACUGAAGCACUUCGUGCUGGCAAAGAAAGCCAUCACUGCCAUCUUCGGCCAGUUACUAGAGUUUGUUACUGAGGGCUCACAUUUUGUUGAAGCAACAUACAGGAAUCCAGAACUUGAUCGAAUAGCAUCCGAGGAUGAUCUGGUGGAAAUACAGGGCUACAGAAACAAGCUUGCUGUCAUUGGGGAGGUGCUGUCUCGGAGACAUAUGAAGGUGGCAUUUUUUGGCAGGACAAGUAGUGGCAAGAGCUCUGUCAUCAAUGCAAUGCUGUGGGAUAAAGUCCUCCCCAGNGGGAUUGGUCACACAACCAACUGCUUCCUGAGUGUCGAGGGGACCGAUGGAGAUAAAGCCUACCUUAUGACCGAAGGGUCAGAUGAAAAGAAAAGUACUGUUAAUCAGCUGGCCCAUGCCCUCCAUAUGGAUAAAGACUUGAAAGCUGGCUGUCUUGUGCAUGUAUUUUGGCCCAAAGCAAAAUGUGCCCUCUUGAGAGAUGACCUGGUUUUAGUAGACAGCCCAGGUACAGAUGUCACCACAGAGCUGGAUAUCUGGAUUGAUAAGUUCUGCCUUGAUGCUGAUGUCUUUGUUUUGGUUGCAAACUCGGAAUCAACACUGAUGAACACGGAGAAACAUUUUUUCCAUAAGGUGAACGAGCGGCUCUCCAAGCCCAACAUUUUUAUCCUGAAUAACCGUUGGGAUGCUUCUGCCUCGGAGCCGGAGUACAUGGAUGAUGUGCGCAGACAGCACAUGGAGAGAUGUCUUCACUUCUUNGUAGAAGAGCUCAAGGUUGUAAGUCCGUCGGAAGCUCGGAAUCGGAUCUUUUUUGUUUCAGCCAAGGAAGUUCUCAACUCCAGAAAGCAUAAAGCUCAGGGGAUGCCAGAAGGUGGUGGGGCACUUGCAGAAGGAUUUCAAGCAAGAUUACAGGAGUUUCAAAAUUUUGAACAAACUUUUGAGGAGUGUAUCUCGCAGUCAGCAGUGAAAACAAAGUUUGAACAGCACACUAUCAGAGCUAAACAGAUACUAGACACUGUGAAAAACAUACUGGACUCAGUAAACGUGGCAGCAGCAGAGAAGAGGGUUUAUUCAAUGGAAGAGAGGGAAGACCAAAUCGAUAGANUGGAUUUUAUCCGAAACCAGAUGAACCUUUUAACACUGGAUGUUAAGAAGAAGAUCAAGGAGGUCACGGAGGAGGUGGCAAACAAGGUUUCUUGUGCAAUGACAGAUGAAAUUUGUCGACUCUCUGUUUUGGUUGAUGAGUUUUGUUCUGAGUUCCAUCCUACCCCCAGUGUACUGAAAGUGUAUAAGAUUUCCCUGGGCUGGUCUUCCCUUGUACAUCGAUUCCUGGGUUCCACAAAUGCACAGAGGGUGCUGCUUGGGCUGUCAGAGCCCAUCUUUCAAGUCCCUAGAUCUUUAGCUUCAACUCCUACUGCUCCUUCUAACCCAGCAGCACCGGAUAAUGCAUCCCAGGAGGAGCUCAUGAUCACCCUGAUCACAGGAUUGGCAUCCCUCACGUCUAGAACCUCCAUGGGCAUCAUCGUUGUUGGGGGCGUGAUUUGGAAAACAGUGGGCUGGAAACUGAUCUCUGUCACCUUAAGUAUGUACGGAGCNUUGUACCUUUAUGAGAGGCUGACGUGGACGACCCGUGCGAAAGAGAGAGCGUUUAAGCAGCAGUUUGUAAACUAUGCAACCGAGAANCUGCAGAUGAUUGUGAGCUUCACCAGUGCAAACUGCAGCCACCAAGUACAGCAGGAUGUUACUCAGAAACAUCUGGAAGAGGAAAUUGCAAGAUUAUCCAAAGAGAUAGACCAACUGGAGAAAAUACAGAACAACUCAAAGCUCUUAAGAAAUAAAGCUGUUCAACUUGAAAGUGAGCUGGAGAAUUUUUCGAAGCAGUUUCUACACCCGAGCAGUGGAGAAUCCUAACGACAGAGGCACUGUAGGNGGAAGCGGACUUGGAAGAUGGGAAAUGUUACUUUAUGAAAUGACCUCAGUACAAAUUACUCACUCUUAGUAUCGAUGCCUUGCGGAGAUUGUGGUAAUGACCUGUCUCAGGGGUUGCACCUUUGGAAGUGUUGUGAUUCACCUUGUCUUAGCAUUAGUUUGGAGUAAAGACUGAAUUGUUAAGGUUANAUGAUGAAUUCCUUUAGAAACAGUGGAACCGGCUGUGCGGCCCCUGAGGGUGGGUCCUGCAGCUCCUCACCAGCUGGCUGUCUGCGGCUCUCAGAAGCUGCUUCCUGGCAUCCAGGAGUUAGAGACCUUUUCAUCCUUUCUCAGUGCUAGUUCUCGAUGCUUCUUUAAUGGGAAAAGUGAACUUGUUUAUAAGCCGAUUUGCUCAAACCAGGGGUGUGGGCUGCUCCUGGGGGGUCCUGCAAUCACUCUGUCCUCACAGCAAGGAUGUAACCACUACUAAACAGUUUUUACUUUCCUUUAUUCCCAUUAAAGCUGAUGUGAAAUAGUAA